GAUCCUGAGGAGCCAUUCUUCGGGCCGGUUGUGUGAUGGGAGGGGUGACCUGGUCCAUUGAGUCUCGGGUUAAAGACGCAAUCUGGGGUCUGGUCUCACAUCGCCUUGGAUUUCGUUACCAGCCUACCCCCAUCCCAAGGCAACACGGUAAUCAGGACAGUAACUGACCCAUUCUCCCGACUAACCCACUUCAUUCCCCUGACCAAGCUGCCCACGGCCAAACAGAUGGCGCAGGCUAUGCUGGAGCAUGUCUUCCGGCUUCAUGGAUUCCCGCGAGACAUUGUCUCUGACAGGGGGCCUUAGUUCGUGUCUCGCUUUUGGAGAGAAUUCCUUGCCCUACUAGGAGCAGAGUGAAAACAAACACGAGCAACUAAUUAAAAGGAGGAGCCAACCAGCGACACCAUAAUGGCAUGGUAAACAGAUAAGCUACAAAUGGAUCAUCAGCUGCCUGCAACCGUCCUACUCUUUGUGUUCUGCAACCUCCCAACUGGCCAACUCCGUCAGUUCCACUAUGUCAAUCUGACGAUGACCUGGUCCAAUGCUCAACAAUACUGCAGAGCGAACUACACUGACUUGGCCACAUUCAACAGCAUGAACGAAAUAAGUAGCUUAAACAGACCUGCUCUGAGCACCUCAGUGGCCUGGAUCGGACUAAACGACGACCCCAAAGGAUGGAUGGGGGUCAUGGCUAGCGAUGCCAACUCCUGGAGGUGGUCAGCAACUGGUGCCCCAAGCACAACUGGUUACCAGUCGUGGGCCACUGGUGAACCUAAUGAUCAAUACAUAGAGUACUGUGUCAUAAUGGGAAAUAAUGGACUUUGGGCUGACGUGCCCUGUAACGCUUUAUUCAGCUUUGUUUGUUAUUCAGCAAAAACUCAAACAUAUGUUUAUGUCCGAUCUGCCCUCACGUGGUCUGAUGCCAGAAAUUACUGCAGAGUGAACUUUAAUGACCUGCCAACGAUUGACAACUCUGUGGACAAUGAAAACAUCCGGAGUAAAAUACCAUCUGCUGUGUGGAUCGGCCUGUACCGACUGGCUUGGAAGUGGUCCGACGGCAGCAGCAGCUCAUUCACAAACUGGCAGAGUGGAAAGCCAGACAACAAACCAACUAACAACCAGUACUGCGUCGCUGAAAAUAACCAGCACCAGUGGUACGACGACGUCUGUCAGAAUAAGUAUGCGUUCAUCUGCCAAGAAGAUCUGAAAGAAUACAUGACUGUUAAGAUAAAGCUCCAGACCAGUGCUGACAUGACAGACCCAGCUACUAACGGCCAGCUUAUUCAAAAGCUGGAUGCAGAGCUACAAAGUAUUGGAGUGACUUACAUCACAGUGAAAUGGAUAAGUCAGCCUUGGAAACUAGAUGCUUCCAGAUUCUCAGUGCACUAAAUAUUUUAGUAUAUUUCAUCUCCUACUAGAAAAAAUAAUUGUAAUAUGUGUUUUCAUGUGGUUGGGAAACAUUACAGUAGGUUUUGGUUAAACAUAGACCUGGACAAGCUGUGUAAAAUCUGCAACAAAACAUUAAUAAACACUAAUAUUACAAAACAUUAACAUUAACAACAAGCAUUUUGUGCAUAAUGUUUUAUAUGAAUCAAACUCAAUG
Betta splendens (Siamese fighting fish) is the source of this 1600-nucleotide messenger RNA. RefSeq names its product macrophage mannose receptor 1-like. Lineage: Eukaryota; Metazoa; Chordata; Actinopteri; Anabantiformes; Osphronemidae. The record is from RefSeq and is a predicted model, not a curated record. Bases 433 to 1386 code for a protein of 317 amino acids. The transcript is spliced from 7 exons.